Molecule: messenger RNA, 2378 nt
Organism: Ixodes scapularis (black-legged tick)
Lineage: Eukaryota; Metazoa; Arthropoda; Arachnida; Ixodida; Ixodidae
Product: putative RNA-binding protein Luc7-like 1
Exons: 8
Coding region: 140-1240 (366 amino acids)
Biological process (GO): mRNA splice site recognition
Cellular component (GO): U2-type prespliceosome; U1 snRNP
Molecular function (GO): mRNA binding
Source: RefSeq, a predicted model, not a curated record
AUUCAUUUGCUAGCCUACUUCCUUAUUUGCUUACUUCCGGAACGGCACAAACGCAAAUCUGUCAGUCGCCGCCAUUUGCACACGAGAGUGUGUUGCCCCAUUUCUCCGUGUUUGAAACAGAACCGUGUUAACCCCUAAAAUGUCGGCUCACGAGCAAAUGCGUCAAAUGCUGGACCAGCUUAUGGGCACCGGCCGCGACGGGGAGAACAACCGCUACAAGGUGCACUUCACGGACCCGAGGGUCUGCAAAAGCUUCCUCCUGGCCUGCUGCCCGCACGACAUCCUGGCAUCCACGAGGAUGGACCUCGGGGACUGUCCCAAGAUCCACGACCUGGCUCUUCGGGCGGACUUCGAGAACGCCUCCCAGAAGAAGGAUUACUUCUACGACGUGGAUGCCAUGGAGCACCUCCAGAAUUUCAUUGGGGAGUGUGACCGGCGAACGGAGCAGUCCAAGAGGCGCCUGGCGGAGACCCAGGAAGAACUCAGCGCUGAAGUCACUCUCAAGCUGAACCGCGUGCACGAGCUGGCGGAGAGCAUGGGCAAGAAGCUGGCGGCGGCGGAGGCCAAGGGGGCGGAUGGGAACGUGGAGGAGUCCCUGAAACUCCUCGAGGAGGUGGAGGACAUCCGCCGGCGCAAGGCGGAGGCGGAGCAGGACUACCGCAACUCGAUGCCGGCCUCGUCGUACCAGCAGCAGAAGCUGAGGGUGUGCGACGUCUGCUCGGCCUACCUGGGCAUCCACGACAACGACCGGCGGCUGGCGGACCACUUCGGGGGCAAGCUGCACCUGGGCUUCAUCGCCAUCCGCGAGAAGCUGGACAGCCUUCGGCAGACGGUGACGGAGAAACGGGAGCGCCAGCGCAACGAGCAGCUGGCGGAGCGGGAGGCGGAGAGGAGGAUGGCAGGGGGACGGUGGAAGGGGGCGGAGGGAGGUGGGGAGAGGGCUCCCAGGUCGUCGAGGAGCCGGAGUCCCCCCGGGGGAGGAGCCAGAGGCGGAGGAGAGCGGCCCGUGAGGCGGAGCAGGUCACGGUCAAAGGAGCGCCAGCGGCGUUCGCGGUCGGACUCCCGCGGCGCCUCUUCUCGUCGGGCGUCACGAGGUUCGUCGCGGGAGCGCAGACGGGACCGGAGCCGCGACCGCUCGCGUCGUGACAAGGACCACAGGCGGUCGUCUCGAAGGGGUUCUUCCCGUGAGAGGAGACAGGAGCGACAAGACAGCGAGGAGAACCACAGGUUUGACAAGUGAUGAUCCCUGUUUUGGACAAUCGAAAGCUGACCAAGCGACGAUCGAAGACGGUGAUUGCGUUGUACAUAUUACCACAUAUUAUUGACAAAAAUCUCCCCCUCAUUUCAUAUCUAUUGUUUUUUCUUGUUUUUUUUUUCCUGUCAUGCUCUCCAAACAGUCUGUGCAAGUUGACUAAAAAAAAUAAACGUCUGGCGAAUCAAUUUUGCAGUUUUUGGCAAAGUCGGUUAUGGUCGUGGUACUCGCAAACUAUCCCGAAAGUUUCUUGUUUGUCCGGGAACGUCUGUUUGGUGGGGCCUCAAUCCCACCAAGCACACAAAAACACUGCUUACAAUACGGAUGUGCGAUAGCGAUUUUGGAGUUCAAAGCAAACAUUUCUUCCAUACAAGUAAUUUUGAAGUGAAGCGAAUAGUUUGUGGCAGUCAAUGCAGUUGUGUCUCAUUAAUAUGGACAGCUUUGUUUCCCAGGAAAAUUGUUCAUAAUAGUGAAUCAAGGUCAAGAUCACGAAUAACGAAGUGUGGCCACAAAAUCGGUUUGUUCGGAGCAAUAAAAAUGUUGAGACUCUCGAGUUGAAAAUUGGCAUUAGAGGAUGUUUUUGUCAUGUUUUAAAGUUUGCAGCUUAAUGCCGUUAGCACUUCAGAAAAAGCGUCGUUGUUUACCCUUUUGCCCGCAGUAACAGCAAAACCAUGACGCAGGAUGCAUUCUAGAAAUAAUUCGAGGCUUCUAGCUUUCAUAUCCGCGGUCUCCAGCUGCCCAUGGAUGCGUCGAACGUGUGUUAAAAAUGGGUGCAUUACGAAAUCGUCCAACGCUUCGUACAACACACCGGUUUGCUCGCAAGCUAUCUCGGAAGUCCCUGCUAAAUUGAGCAUUUUAAAGAAAAAAAGGAAAAAGACGACGGUGAUGCAUGUAUACUGUUUUCGUCAGUUUUGUUUUUUUUGUCUGAAUUAAGGGGUGACACUGGCUAGAAAUUUAACUUCUGAACUACACAAGUGAUUGGAAUGAAAUUUGCAGGGAAGAUUUGACAUAAGAUGUAGGUGUGAAAACUUUCAGGUUUUUAUGAAAAUCUUGCAUAGUUGCAUAGGAAGAUGCAUCACUUUUUGUUAAGAAAUUUAUGAUAUGCAAAUAAACCUACUAAGCAUCA